GAAGAACACGAAGGCUACGACAACCAAGAAGGAAAACCCGAAGACCACCUCAACCGAGGAUGCGAAGCCCACCUCAACCAAGGAGAAGGUUACUUCGAAGUCAACCGAAAGUAGCAGUGUCGCCAUGACGACCAGUGCUGCGGUGCUGUCGUCCACUGCACUAUCGUCGUCCCAGAGCACUUCCUCGACUUUCUCGACCGCUCAGCGAAGCAUCGCACAGGCCUCUGCGACCUCAACCCCAUCCGCUGCACCUGUGUCAGGUGGGAUGUCGGGUGGAGCCAAGGCCGGUCUCGCGAUUGGUAUCAUCGCAUUGGUUGCCCUGAUCGGCGCGGCAGCCUUCUUCUUCAUCCGAAAGAAGAAGAGGGAUCAAGAUAAUUCGAGCAUCAACGAAAAGAGCGGCAAUGGGCAUAACCCAUUCGCCGAUCCUCCGGCUACCGCUGCGGCUGCACCGCCCGUAGCUCCGCAACUGAGUCUUCGCCCCGUCACUCAGUUCCAACCCAACCUUGCCGGUGCCCGUGGCAGCAAUGUUCCCCCGAUGGACAUGGCUCCCGCUCCCCCUGCGAAGACAACCGAUGCUCAGGGUUUCCUGGCUCCCAAUGGCCAACCGGCCGGCGGAUUGGAGCGAUCUGGCGAGCCAAGCUAUGCGAACGGUCCCGGCGACGCUCAAAAUCCGUUCGGCAGCCACGCUGAGAUGACGGAUGCGCCGAAGCCCAUGAGCGGUGCCAGCUUCAACCUUCCAAUCCAAAGUCCAGAUGGAACCGCGCUUGCCGCCGGUGCUGCCGGUGCUAUUGCUGUUGGUGCCGUUGGUGCCGCAGCUAUUGGUGCCUCUCACCACAACCAAGGAUCCUCGAAUACUCCUAAGCCGUCCAGCGUCCGGUCUGUCGAUGGCGCUCUCCAGGCCCCUCCGACGCCCGGUACGCCCGGCGCUGACAGCGAUUCUUCUUCCGCCGCUGGUGUUCCUGCUGUUGCGACUACCGCUGCUGCUAUUCCCCUUGGUGCCCUGGCCGCAAAUGGACAGAAGCCACGACCGAUCGGAACCGUUCACCGCGUGCAAUUGGACUUCAAGCCUUCGAUGGAAGAUGAGCUCGGGCUCAAUGCCGGGCAACUGGUUCGUGUCCUGCACGAGUACGAUGAUGGUUGGGCACUUUGCCUCCUGAUGAACGGCUCAAAACAAGGUGUCGUUCCUCGAUCCUGCUUGUCUAAGACUCCUGUGAAGCCUCGUGCUGGUCCCCCGCCGAACGGCCCUCCUCGAGGACCGCCACCGCAGAACAUGCGUCCUGGUCCUGGUCCCAUUCCCGGUCCCGGUGCAUUCCCGCAUCCCCCAUCCGGUCGCAACUCACCAGGUCGCAACUCUCCAGGGCCAUUCCCUGGCAGCCCGGGUGUCCCACGCCCGUUGACCCCUGGUAGCGGUCGUAAUUCCCCAGGACCUGCGCCUUCUCACCGUCCCAUGACGCCCCCAGGCGGCCGCCCCCGCGGUCGACCCCAGUCCCCUGGCCUCCAGCACAUGAACCAGCACGGCCCCCGACCCCGCGCGAACAGCAACGCGGCCCCCUUCAACGCCUACCAGCCUCGCUCCAUGUCCCCCGGCCCAUACGGUGGCGGCCCUGCGCAGCAACGUCCGCAGAUGCAGACAGACAACCGGCGACGCAGCAACUCCACGAGCCAGCUGGCGGGCGCCGCUCCGGCUCCCGGUGGACCCGGCCCGAGCCCGAUGAACCCGAUUAGCAUCGCCCCUCCGACUGCCGCGGCCGUGCCGCAGCGGAAGCCGGUGCCUGGCGUGGCGAUGUAGGGACGCUCUAACACGCGACGACGCGUCCUGCAGUCCGCGGUUCGGGGCGUGUUUUAGACAUGACGGUGCCAUGGUGGGGUCGACGGCUGGAUUUCCCUUGCUUGUGUCGAUAAUGAUGGGCGUUUUUUGCCGAUUGCUUCGUUUCGUUGACUGGGGCGACGUGGGUGCCUUUCAACAUUACCUCCGCUUGCUCUCGCGACGCGGGGGUGCACUCCUCGUUCCCGGUCAUCAACUCUUUGAGUGU
This is a messenger RNA of Eremomyces bilateralis CBS 781.70, 2033 nucleotides long. RefSeq lists its product as uncharacterized. The coding region runs from base 125 to 1789 and encodes 554 amino acids. The record is from RefSeq and is a predicted model, not a curated record. NCBI's taxonomy places the organism in Eukaryota, Fungi, Ascomycota, Dothideomycetes, Eremomycetales, Eremomycetaceae. The transcript has 2 exons. Gene Ontology annotation, molecular function: protein binding.